CAGAGCCCGGCGGUGCCGGCCGCGCCGCGCCGAUCCACGCCACUGGCGCAAGAGACGCUCAACCUGUCCAUCGACAACGAGCUGGACUUCGAGGCGGAGGCGCCGGACGGCGGCGACGCGGCGGUCGAGGCGGAGACGCUGCCGACCGACGCAAGUGCCGAGCCGGCCCUCGAGGCGAGCGGCGCCACCGGCGAGGAUGGUGAGUGCGCCGAGGAAGCGGCCGACGCCGGUGCCACCGCGCCCGCCGAGAAGGCGGCCGACGAGGACUCGCUUGAGGAGGGCGAAAUCUCUGACGACGAGGACAAGAACCUGCGCAACGAGCCCAAGUCGGUGUGCCGGUUCUUCAACAAAGGACAAUGCACUUGGGGGAUCAGCUGCAGAUUCAUACAUCCAGGGGUAACUGACAAAGGAAACUACAAUAUGUUUGCCCCUGCUAGACCUCCAGCGCCUCCCAAACCUCCAGAGGAAGACCAGAAAGAGGAGGAGAAGCCGGCGCCGCCGCCGCCGGCUCCCGAGCCGCGGCCCGGGCCCGGCUUCGAGACGGCCUGGGAGCGCGCCAUGCGCGAGGCCAAGGAGCGCGUGCGCAAAGCCUCCAAACGCCGCGAGACAGACGUCGACUUUGAGGAGAAGAAGAUGAAUCUGAGCCUGGCGCAGGCAGAGUUCGAUAAAGAGAACGACUAUUACACGCGGCCGGCCAGUCCGACAGUCAAGGAAGAUCCGCACCGGCGGCGGGGGCACUUUGACCCGUACGACCCGUACGAGCCGCGGCGCCGCUCGCCGCCGCCCGAGGCGUACCGUCUGACGCCGGGCCCGCUGCCGGGCCACGAGCCACCGUACCCGCCGCUACGGCUGUUGCCGGGCCGGCCCCGGCCGGACUUCCCGCCGCCGUACCUGGGCGGGCCGCGACCCUUCCGCGGUCGCCCUCUGCCGCCCUACGGCCACAUGCACCCGGCCGAGGCGCUGUACCGGGAGGUGGCUAGUGCGCGCCGAAGUCGCGGCGACGACUUCGUCGACCCCUGGAUGCGUGCCAAAUCUCCCAAGCCGCGCAGGAGGCGCAGCUACUCCUCUGGCUCGUCGAAACGCUCAUUGUCCUACUCUUCCGACUCCAAGUCCGGCUCGUUCUCGCGCUCGCGCUCGCGCUCGCUCAGCACGAGCGUGUCAUCGCGCUCGUCCGGCUCCUCGUCCGGCUCCAGUCGGUCACGCUCGCGCUCCGUGUCGUACGAGAGGAGAGUGCGACGUCCGGCGGCACCAGCCGCGCCGGCACCGCCACUGAGCGCGGCCGGCUACGAGCCGCAACUGAACCGGCGGCCGAUCGACCUGCUGGCGGAGACGGGCAAGAAGAAGCAGAUCAAGCUGACGUUGCGCGGUCCGUCGGCGGUGCAGACGAGCCAGCGCGUGGUGGACCGGCUCGGUCUGCACGAUACGGACGAGUCGGACGGCGAGCCGCCGCCGCCGCCGCCGCCUCCGCCUCCGCCUCCGCCCGCCGCCCCCGUGCCGCGCAAAAGGCCGGCCGAAGCGACUGCCGGGGACGACGCACCGCCCGCCAAGGUGGCAGCAGCGGCGCCCCAGCCGGCGGCGGCGGCCGCCACGGUCCCUCGGCCGACUCCGGUGCCCCGGCCUGUGGCGAAGAAACCGUCCACCUCCCGCCGCGAUGAGCUCAUGAAGCAGCUGAAGGCCGUAGAGGACGCCAUCUCCAAGAAGAGGACCAAGCUGGACGUGAAGAAGACUUAGGCCGCCGGCUGAGCCGAGGGACGCUGUGUUGUAUGUGGCGGGGGGGCCGGUGUUCAGGGCGGAGCGCGCUGGCUGGUCCGCCGCCGUACUCAGCUAUUUGUCCCGACUGCGGAGAAGCGCCGGCGAGCUAGCGAAGCGACAGACAGGACGGUGAGGCCGACCGUUGGGCGUGCGGCGUCGCCCCCGUGCUGUUGAUCACGACGGGUGACCGACGGAUGUGCCGGCCAUGUCACCGUCUCUGUGGUUCCACUGUGUGUUGGCCGUUCAGAAUACAGUUUGUGG
Messenger RNA from Pollicipes pollicipes, 2013 nucleotides. RefSeq names its product zinc finger CCCH domain-containing protein 18. The record is from RefSeq and is a predicted model, not a curated record. Lineage: Eukaryota; Metazoa; Arthropoda; Thecostraca; Pollicipedomorpha; Pollicipedidae. Gene Ontology annotation, cellular component: precatalytic spliceosome. The annotation marks the transcript as partial. The transcript is spliced from 10 exons. Gene Ontology annotation, molecular function: RNA binding; metal ion binding.